GGGAAUCGUAUUCGCAUUUACAUCCGGAGGACUCGAAACAGCGCCAGCCAGCAGCACUUGUUACCGGAGACGACAGAAACGUUUAGCGAUCGCAAAGUGGCCACCGAAAAAGGAUUGCCUGUUGACAACAGACAACACCAAUGGAACCCCGACUGGCAGAUGCCCUGACGUUAGUGGUCACACUGCUAGCAGUCCUUUCUUCAGGCUCUUGCGAGAAUGACCGAGACUUCAAGCACUGUGGCACAUGGCUUCAUGGCAACAAGCCCCUGAGAUUAAUCUAUGACAUUUCGCCUGGCUGUAAAGACAUCUCAAUCUCAGCCAACGAGACCUGUCUCUCUGUGGAGGGAAAAAUCACAGCAAAGUGUUACCAGGCUGGGGAGUUUACCGUGGGCAAGUCUGGAAGCAGUUUAGGGGGACAGAGUCACUUCUGUCUCUACUGGGAGCCCCUGUUGGACCAGUUGUGGGUGCAGGUUGGGGGACAGAAUCACACUCUAUGCCAGCCAGCGGGCCUGCAGGACUUAUGCUGUACCGACCUCUCUCAAGGACCUAAUGGGGCCAACGGUGCAUAUGGCAUCAUCAAUGGAACCAUCAAAGAUGACGUUGCCAGCUACAAAACGCUGAUGUCCUACACCUUCUUUGGAGACCUUAUUAACUGCAAAAGGGAGUUUUGUGAUGAAGCCAACCAGGGGUCCAACCAAAUUAACAUGAUUGAGGAGACAGUGAUGAGGUCCCAGGCUCUAGGGAUUGUACUGCUGCCCUGUGCCCAGAGCACAGUAGUAGAAAUGAAUGAGGAUUUUCAAGGCUACAACGUCACUCUGCCUGCCCCCAAAGGCGUACUUCCAGAGUCCAUCCCCUCCAUCCAACUACCCUCCUGUCUAAAGCCUGCUGGAAGGAAGACAACCAAAGUUGUCUGCACUUUCUUCAAUAAUGCUUCCUUUUUCAAGGGUAAACAUCAAGACAAUGAGAUUCUACAAGAUGUGGUGGGAAUCACUGUGGAGAAUGAGGUCAUCACCAGUCUGCCUGAGCCAGUCAGGAUAGGUUUCCAUCAUAGAGCCAUACCUAGAACUUAUUCAAGAAAAUGUGUUUCAUGGGACACCCGAAAAGACCCACACAGUGUGAACUGGAAGGAUGACGGAUGUUUAACAGUAGAGAAAGGAAUGGAAGACACAGACUGCCUGUGUAACCACCUGACCUUCUUCUCCAUACUGGUGCAAUUGGAGCCUCGACCAGUGCACCACCUUGUGGCCUUAACUGCUAUUACAUCUCUGGGCUGCGCUAUCUCUGUGAUCAGCUGUGUUGUACUCAUCGUCUUCCUCAGCAAAAAAAACAGGAAAGCAAAGGAACAGUCAUCACCUGAUCACCGGGGUUUAGCCAUUUCCCUUUUCUUCUUGAAUCUCCUCUUCUUUUUCACUGGGAUUCUGGCCAACUUGGGAGGUGAUAGGUUAUGCCAGUGGGUGGGGGCGGGCCUUCACUACGCCCUCCUCAGUUCCUUCACCUGGAUGGGCAUUGAAAUUUUUCACACCUUCUGGAUGGUCGUCAUGGUUUUUCAUCCUGCCCCUAAGCCCUACGUCUGGUACAUAAUUGGCUUUGGUCUCCCAGCUGUACUUGUUUUCAUCCUGGUAGCAAUCGGCAACAUUUACGGUGUGAGAAAGGUUGUGCCAAGUGAUGAUAUCCACAACCCUUACCUGAUGUGUUGGAUGAAAAGCACCGACUCUGCCAUCCUGGCCCACUAUCUUACCAAUGUGACAAUGCUGGCAGCUCUGGUAGUUUCGGGCCUGACAAUGCUCUACUUGGUCUACAGACAGAUCCGGACCAGAGAUGAAUGGAGACAGAAUCGUGUGACCUUUUUUAGCAUCUGGGGCCUCAGCUGUCUCUUUGGAACCACUUGGGGUAUCAAUUUCCUAGACUUUGGGCCUCUCUCGGACUUCUUCCUCUUCCUCUUCUGCAUCCUCAACAGUUUCCAAGGAUUCUUCUUGAUGCUACGGUUCUACAUCCUGAGCUGGGUGAGGAGGCAGGCAAGCAGUUCUGAUCUAGGGACCAGCAGCACCGGUUUGACCAGACAGCAGAUGCUACAGCCCCAGGAGAAGAACUAGUUGGGUUGGACUCAAACACAUGGUGUACAUUUAGAAAUAAAUAUAGAAGAAAUAUUUCUUAGUGUUCAUUUUGUCAUGUUAUAAUGUAACUGCCAGAGUCAGGGAGGGGUCAUGAUACACUGAGUGCCAUAGUAAGGUAUUCUGAAACUAGUUAAAUAUAAGAUGCUGUGAUUAGCAAUUUACGGGCAAUUUUUCAGUUGGGUUAAAGUAAAUUGAGCCAAUCUGAUGUUUUCAAGCAAGUUGAAAUAAACUAAGAAAUAACUACAAAUAGUACAGGUCAUGUUUGGAUACUGCAUCUUCUAUGGGGUGGUGCACAGAAAUACUUCCAUCCUCACUCAGGAACUUUUACUACAGGGCUGGAACCUGUAUUUAAUGCUGUUUUUAAGGACUAGACUGAGUCUAGGGUGAGUAUUUCCUUUGUGAGCUGUCUGGAAUAAGUUCAAGCUAGUUUAUAGACACUGAA
Messenger RNA from Lampris incognitus (smalleye Pacific opah), 2556 nucleotides. Its product is annotated as adhesion G-protein coupled receptor G5-like. The coding region runs from base 141 to 2093 and encodes 650 amino acids. Gene Ontology annotation, cellular component: membrane. The transcript has 15 exons. Gene Ontology annotation, biological process: adenylate cyclase-activating G protein-coupled receptor signaling pathway; cell surface receptor signaling pathway. NCBI's taxonomy places the organism in Eukaryota, Metazoa, Chordata, Actinopteri, Lampriformes, Lampridae. Gene Ontology annotation, molecular function: G protein-coupled receptor activity. The record is from RefSeq and is a predicted model, not a curated record.